Molecule: messenger RNA, 671 nt
Organism: Vespa crabro (European hornet)
Lineage: Eukaryota; Metazoa; Arthropoda; Insecta; Hymenoptera; Vespidae
Product: pheromone-binding protein Gp-9-like
Exons: 5
Coding region: 116-553 (145 amino acids)
Molecular function (GO): odorant binding
Source: RefSeq, a predicted model, not a curated record
GGAAGGAUAUAAAUUCAUUGUUCAGAGAUUGACAAGCGCAGUCAGUAAAAGGAUUUUAUCUAUCAACGUUAGUUUGAUUUCAUUUGUAAAGAAAAAAAUCUAUCAGAAAUCGAAGAUGCAGGGACUCAAAAUAAUAACUUCCAUCUUAUUACUCGUCGUUAUUUGCACAGCUGAAGAUUCGGAAGAAAUUAUAAAGGAGCUUGAAAAAAUCCAAAAGGAUUGUGAGGAUGAACUAGGAAUAAGUACAGAUGAAAUAAAAAAUUUUCAUCAUAAGCUUUGCAAAGGCGAUGAAAUAGAUAGGAAUUUUGGCUGCUACAUGUCUUGCUUUUACAAAAAAGUUGUUGCGAUAAAAGAUAAUGAAUUCCAAAUAGACGAUCUGAAAUCAGCGAUAUUACCUUUCAUAAAAGAUGAAGAAUCAAAGCAGGAACUAGGAGACAAACUAGACAUUUGCAAGAACGAAAUCUCUGAUAUAACGGAUGAAUGCGACAAGACAAUUGUAUUUUCAAAAUGUCUAGCAGCCGGGUCGAAAAUGUGCAAGAAUAUGGAAGAAUAAAAGAUAAUCAUCAAUUAUUUUGCCCAUCUAUAAGUACACAAGUCAUAAAAGGAAAAUGGUGUAAAGCGUACAAAUUGUAAAAUAAUCCAAAAGUAACAAAAUAAAGUAGUAACAACUA